UACGAUUCACAAUUGCAAUGGUUAUAUUUUCACCAAGCUUAUUCCGAAGUUUCCUAUUCGAAGGUACAACUUUCCGUGUUUAUAAAAACCGGGAGUUCUACGGCACAGAAGUGUUUUCGGGGAAACUGAGGUCAUUGCUGGAAUGCGUGUCCAUUUGCAAUACUAAUGUUUCGUGCGCUGCCGUAACGUAUCGGACAAACGGAAAAUGGUGCGUCGGAUUAGCUGAUUCGGGUGUCAUGUACGGAAAGGCUGAAAUCGAAGUUGUAACGGCCAUGAAAGAGGAUGGUUGGCUCAUCGUCUUUAUUGGUAAGCAAGGAUGCGGAGCGAAAGUAUUCGACUUGUGGAAUGGCACCUCCUUUACGAACCCGGACGUGAAGUACAAUGAUACAAUAUGUCAAUGCCAUUACAAGAGCGAAUUGGUCGAAGACUGGGAUAAUAUCGGGAUCGGAAAGGUCAUACUGUCCCUUCAUCAGUCCGACAAUGGUUUGUCCAUGUCCACAAGAGGAGAAGCCCAUAUCAUCUUCAAAGGCCAGGACACCAACAAGACAUCCUGGUUUAGCUCUAGCAACGUCUUGUCAUCAUCGUGGACAGACUUGAGAAGUCAGCCGCACAGUUACUUCAGUAUGAUGGGAAGUUUUGACAUAUCGGUCAACAUCGCCAGAAGAUUCUACAUAAAUUCGUUAAACAUGCAAUGUGAUUCAGAUCUUGGCUGGUUGAUUGUCGUAGACAAUGAACCCGGUUUGUGCAGCUAUGAGAAUCAGCCUAUCCCAACAUUCUGGUUUGCCGGCGGCUCGACAUUGACUAAGUGGAUUGGGGGGGCAGCGCAAAAAGCUGACUACAUGAAAAUAAUGAUUCAACUCAAUAGCAAGUAGGACUCGUGACGGAGGUACAUAUUUCGUGGCGAGAAAAACAUAUAUCGGAUGGGCCAAGAAAAGCACCGAACUUUCAGAACUAAGUUGUGAUAUUUGUCAGAUUACUUUACUUGGUUAAUAGUGAAUAUCUCAAUUAAGAAUCUUACAGGAUUCCUGCACAGAUUGUACAUGCACAUAUACAUGUACAUGCAUAUGCACAAUACUGAAUACGAUCUUGCAUUUGUUACUACAUGUAAGAAUAUCAUAAGAAUUCUAUCGGAAAUUCGACUUGGGUCUCUGGCUUUCAUCACGGUACUUGGCAUAAGGUCGGAUAUCUUUCGUCGCAUGGCUUGUGGUGCCAUUUCCCUUUGGUGUCAAUGACGACGCACGGAUCAUCAUCCGUGUUAGGUUCUCCAGCAAACUCAUUGUAAUGCAAUCCAUAAUGAAAUUUCUUUUGCGUCACCCAUUUAUAUGCACCGCCUGAAAUGGACACAAACCCCAUUACUUUUUUUCCUUUGAUUCAAUAUUUCUCGCGGGUAUUCCUCGGUUCGAGGUACAUGUAGAAUUUCUUGAAAAUGUCACCUCUUUUCCCGAGAUCAUCUCGCUAACUCACAGAAACUUCUAAAAUCUUGCAUCAAGAUCAAUACUUAAAUUUGACAAUUCAAUUAAAACUGCAAUAAAAAAGAUGAGCUGAGCGUCCUUUGAACACGAGAAAUAGCGGGGACAGAAAACAGAUUUAUGUUUGUGCUAUUUGAGUACUGGAGCACUCUGGAUUACGGGCCAUCACGACGAUGAAUGCAAACAAUGUGAAGACUAACCAAGUGUUAAAAUAGUACCUUGGUGCAACGUCUACCUCUAUCUUAAUUUCUAGUUAAAGAAUUGAUGACAUGUGAUCGGCCGCUGGGGACAUCAUCGAGUAAUUCUCUUUUUAAUGGGUUUUCAGGCGUAACAACCAAACAAUAAGAAAAAUCACUUUUUUGUUCUGCUAAAACCACAUAUUUUAGUAAAAUGUGAAUUGAUACGUUAACUUACUAUUUCUCUCUCUGAGGCCAAUCCAAACCAAAGGUAUCUCGUGCACACUAAGAAAAGCCGCUAUCUGGUUAUUGAAUUCCUUUGAUAAAACGACUGGUAGCCUUGCUUCCAACCUCACACAUACUGUGCGAGCAAAGUCACGUCUGUAAGGCCCGAUUCGGAAUUUGAACUGUGAAGCUUUAAAAAGGAAACGAAUGGGGUCGGUAUAGCAACGGCACCACAUGUAUAGUAUAAGUAACAGCCUACUGUUACGAAUUCGCAGGAUAAAUCAUUACUGGUGUAUUUCUCAGUUUAACGGCGUCGAUAUGUACAUGUUGACCUAAAGAUUUCAUCAAAAUUCACCCAAAACAAAAUAGUACUAGGCUACUGCAGAGGAGAGA
Molecule: messenger RNA, 2263 nt
Organism: Lineus longissimus
Lineage: Eukaryota; Metazoa; Nemertea; Pilidiophora; Heteronemertea; Lineidae
Exons: 5
Coding region: 18-872 (284 amino acids)
Source: RefSeq, a predicted model, not a curated record